Messenger RNA from Ziziphus jujuba (common jujube), 1347 nucleotides. RefSeq lists its product as uncharacterized. The record is from RefSeq and is a predicted model, not a curated record. Gene Ontology annotation, biological process: ribosomal small subunit biogenesis. NCBI's taxonomy places the organism in Eukaryota, Viridiplantae, Streptophyta, Magnoliopsida, Rosales, Rhamnaceae. The transcript has 5 exons. Bases 174 to 1139 code for a protein of 321 amino acids.
UAAUCUUCUCUUCCAAAUUAACAUCCGCUCCAGUUUUCUGGUUCAGGUUCAGGUUCAGCUUUCUCAUUCUUUCUGACAGAGCCGAAUUCAAAAUUGCACUCCAAUUUGUUUUGGGUUUUUCUGGUAAUUAUAGAAUUCGAAUUCCCAGAUAAAAUUAAAAAAAAAUUAUAAAAAUGAACGUAUUCAUAUCAUGGAAUUCGAGAGCCUCUGUGAUUUCAUUUUCACAACCAAGCUUCACCACGACGACCACUUCACACUUCCAAAGGCCUUCUCUCUCAUCGCCCCGCAAGUUUAUUUUACCAUUUUGGGCAUACCCAUUUCCUUAUUUUCCAAACAAGUCCCACCACAUACUCCAUGCCCGCAAAAACAGACGCUCAGAGCCUGACCACCACCAGCCACUUCUCAAACCAACCAUUAUCCAAGAAGUUUCAGAAGACGAUGAAGAAGACGACGUUUUUCUUGACGAAUACGAAGAUGAAGAAUCCUUGGAUGAUGUUGAUGGUUAUUUUGAAGACGAAUAUGUAGCAGACGAUGCUGAGCUCUAUGCUGGAGAUGGAGCUGGAGGGGGUGGAAUUUCUCUUGCUGGGACAUGGUGGGAUAAAAAAGCAUUGGAGAUUGCUGAAGAAGUUUCUCUUUCCUUCGACGGCGAAUUGAAAAUAUAUGCCUUUAAAACGUUGUCAAAUUCAACCAUCCAAGUGCGUAUCGAAACACUUUCUAACAAGUCUGGUUCCCCCAGCAUGGAAGAUAUUGAAGCCUUUUCUAGAACCUAUCGGGCACGGUUAGAUGAAGCAGAAGUUGCUAAAUCAGUACCUGAGAAUAUGACUUUGGAGGUGUCAUCUCCUGGUGUUGAAAGAGUAGUUCGUAUUCCGAAUGACCUAGAUCGGUUCAAAGAUAGGCCUAUGUAUGUGAAAUAUGUCAGCGAGAUAGAUGAAACCGGUUCACCUUCUGAAAAUGAUGGUGUUUUCAGGCUUCUUUCUUUUGAUAUGGAGACUGAGUGUUGCAUUUGGGGCUUAGCAGAUGUGAGGAAAAAUAGAGAAAAAGCAGGGAAAGGGAGACCAUUAAGCAAAAAGCAAAGGGAGUGGCGUUUGAGCACACCCUUUGAUUACUUGCGUUUAGUGCGCUUGUAUUCUGAAAUUUGACUAUUCCAUUUUGUAAUAUUUUUUUCACUGUUAAAACCUUAUGUCUAUACAUGAAGAUCAAUAUAUAGCAUACUAAAAUUUAAAGUUAAAAUUUAUGUAAAGGUUAUUUUUCUCAGUUUGCCACUAUAGGGAUAUAAUUGUAUUUUUGACAUUAUGAGUUUCAAUUUUCUUACUUAAUUGUGCGUUUUUAGUGUCAUUUCUUUUGGUA